ACAGACUCAAAAGUUCCAACCCAGAAGGAUUCAUUUAGCGUGGCUAUUAAUUAAAUCCACCCUCCGUUAUUCUCCUCUUUCUCAGGUGCCUCAUCCCUGAAGAAGCCGCGAAGCUCCUUCUACAUUUUCCGCGGCCGCCAUCCUCCUCCAUGUACCUAAAGGAGCGGGCUUUGUCUGAUUAGAGGGAUGGUGAAGUUUACCGGAUAUUCUUUGAUUACUUCAUUUACUCCAUUUCCUUCUAUUAUUCUUAAAAACCAUCACAGAUUACAAUUAAAUUUAUGUUACAAGAAUUCAACUAAGUCAAGAAGCCUGUCUAUUUGUACUCAAAAGCGUCAACUGCAUGCAAAAGCUGGGAUGGGUGCAGGGCAAUAUCUUCCUCCGUUGUUUAGUGUUGCUCCAAUGAUGGACUGGACGGAUAAUCAUUAUAGGACCCUUGCCCGGCUCAUAUCAAAACAUUCUUGGCUUUAUACAGAGAUGCUUGCAGCUGAAACAAUUGUCUAUCAACAGGGAAAUUUGGACAGGUUUUUGGCAUAUUCUCCUCAACAACAUCCCAUUGUCCUGCAAAUUGGUGGAAGUAAUUUGGACAACCUGGCAAAAGCAACUGAACUUGCUACUGCUUAUGGCUAUGAUGAGAUUAACUUCAAUUGCGGUUGUCCUAGUCCAAGAGUAGCUGGUCAUGGAUGCUUUGGUGUUCGUCUUAUGCUUGAUCCAAAGUUUGUUGGUGAAGCUAUGUCAGUGAUUGCAGCCAACACAAAUGUUCCUGUUAGUGUUAAAUGCCGAAUUGGAGUAGAUGAUCAUGAUUCAUACAAUGAGCUAUGUGAUUUUAUCUAUAAGGUUUCUUCUCUAUCCCCAACUGAGCAUUUUAUAAUACAUUCACGGAAAGCUCUGCUCAAUGGCAUCAGUCCAGCUGAAAACCGGAGAAUUCCUCCCAUAAAAUAUGAGUACUACUUUGCCCUCUUGCGUGACUUUCCAAAUUUGAAAUUUACAAUAAAUGGAGGCAUAAAUUGUAUUGAUGAGGUAAAUUCGGCACUGAAGGAAGGAGCACAUGGUGUAAUGGUUGGGCGUGCUGCCUACAAUAAUCCUUGGAGUGUUCUGGGACAUGUUGAUUCUGAAAUUUAUGGCGCUCCAAGGAGCGGUCUUACACGUCGUCAGGUCCUUGAACAGUAUCAAAUAUAUGGGGAUGGCAUUCUGGGAACAUAUGGAAAUAAUAGACCCAAUGUCAGGGAUGUAAUAAAGCCUUUGCUUGGUUUUUUCUAUUCUGAGCCUGGAAAUGGUUUGUGGAAGCGCAAAGCUGAUGCUGCUUUCCAGCAUUGCACAACAAUCAAAUCCUUUUUUAAGGAAACUUUGGUAGCGAUUCCCGACACCGUUUUGGAUUCACCAAUUACAGAGGCACCGGCUGGUCGUCAAGAUCUUUUUGCCAAUACUAAGGGGUUGCUCCCACCACCAUAUGAAAGAAGAGAACAGGAAGUAGCAUAUGCUUAGUCCCUACUUGGAUCUGCCUUUAACUGUAUGAAUGUAUUCCAUUUUAUGACCACACAUAUUCAUUGCAAUUCUUUGAACAACCUGAUCAAUUAGUUUUAACAUUUUAUGUCAAGUAUACUAGGGGAUAUUCAGAGCAUUUACACCCUUAGAUGGUGGGAAAAAUAACUAGAAAUGUAUCUCCAAAUGCAAUUAGGAUAGGAUACUCAAAUUGCAAAAUGGUGAAGUUAUAAAUGUAUGACAUGUAUCUAAUCCUUGUCUUGCUGAAUUUUUAAGCUGAAUUUGUAAACGUGUAACAUACUGAAUUAUUUAUUAGUUACACUGUUAACUUGCACA
Molecule: messenger RNA, 1815 nt
Organism: Hevea brasiliensis (rubber tree)
Lineage: Eukaryota; Viridiplantae; Streptophyta; Magnoliopsida; Malpighiales; Euphorbiaceae
Exons: 13
Coding region: 187-1482 (431 amino acids)
Biological process (GO): tRNA dihydrouridine synthesis
Molecular function (GO): flavin adenine dinucleotide binding; tRNA dihydrouridine synthase activity
Source: RefSeq, a predicted model, not a curated record